CAACGUAAAGAGGAAGGAGAAAACAUAAACAGCAAACAGUUUAAUGUAACUGGGAAACCGAAGGGGCAGGAAUGUUAUCAAAAAAUAAAGUUAAUCACUACGUUGGUGAAGUAAUGAGAAGAUGGCAAAAAUUACAUGAGACAUCUAACACGUUCGCAUAUCAAUUAAAUGUGCAAGAGAGUAAAUACUUGGAGGGAUCCAAUUGCAUUUAUUCAGAGUUGAAUCCUGAACGCACCACCUUAAGGCGAGCACCACAAGUCAUCCAAUCAUUGAAUCCUGUCUUCGAAGAAAAUAAAUUUAAUUUUAAAAAAAUUCCUCAACAGGAGCUUUUAAUGAUUUUACCUUACGACGGAAUAGAAGUAUCAAUAAUCAUUAACAAAAGCCCUUUAACGCUAUACCACAGCUUAAUUUGUCCUGAUGUGCAGAAUGGUCUCGCACAACGUGUGACUUUAGACACUUUACGGUUCUGCAGAGAUUUCUUAUUGUCUAUAGAGGACGAUCGCGGUUUUCGUAUCGGUUACAAUAGCCCCGGAGCACUGGCGUCAGUUAAUCAUCUGCAUAUGCAUUUAAUAAACAUCGAAAAGGAUUUAUAUAUAGACAACGCGGAAUUGGAUACUUUGUGUGAAGAUGAUGUCUUCCGUUUAAAUAGCUCGAUGCCCACCCAGGCGGUAUGUUGGAUUUUCAAUCAAAGGGACUCUGUAACACAAAUGGAAAACAAAACAAGGAAGCUUUAUGAAUUUCUCGAAUGGCUGUGUACUGAAAAUACGCCACAUAAUAUAUUUAUGACACCUGACCGGGUGAAGUCGCAGAAACGUUUAAAAAUAUUCAUAUAUCCGCGUGAAAAUUUUUGUGUCGUCAAAGACUUCAAAGCAUUCAACGUAGGAUUCUGCGAAAUGUCGGGUUAUGUGCCAGUCGGCGAUAAGCAACUUUUUGAUCAAUUAACUGAAACGCAGGUUUUUAAACGAAUCGAUGAAGAAAUUGGUUUAAUUUUCCCAAAAAUCAUUAAUUAUUUUGAAUCAGGAAGAACAUAAAAAUACGAA
Glossina fuscipes is the source of this 1040-nucleotide messenger RNA. RefSeq names its product GDP-D-glucose phosphorylase 1. Gene Ontology annotation, molecular function: GDP-D-glucose phosphorylase activity. Gene Ontology annotation, biological process: glucose metabolic process. Gene Ontology annotation, cellular component: cytoplasm. Bases 72 to 1031 code for a protein of 319 amino acids. NCBI's taxonomy places the organism in Eukaryota, Metazoa, Arthropoda, Insecta, Diptera, Glossinidae. The record is from RefSeq and is a predicted model, not a curated record. The transcript is spliced from 4 exons.